UCCUCUUCUUACCCUGCACCCAGAGCCUAGCCAGUGAGGACAAGGGCAGGAGGCACCAUGAGUGGGGGCCCUGUGGGAGGCAGGCCUGGGGGCCGCGGAACACAGGCGGUUCAGCAGAACAUACCCUCCACCCUACUCCAAGACCAUGAGAACCAGCGAGUCUUCGACAUGCUCGGAAGGAAAUGCUGGACAUUGGCCACCACAGUUAUUCAACUGUACAUGGCGAUGCCCCCUGGAGCCGAGCGCUGGACCAAGAAGCAUUGUGGGGCUGUGUGCUUUGUGAAGGAUAACCCCCAGAAGUCCUACUUCAUCCGCCUUUACAGCCUUCAGACAGGCCUGCUACUCUGGGAACAGGAGCUAUACUCACAGCUGGUUUACUCCACUCCCACCACCUUCUUCCACACCUUUGCUGGAGAUGACUGCCAAGUGGGGCUGAACUUUGCAGAUGAGAGCGAGGCUCAGGCCUUCCAGGCCCUGGUGCAGGAGAAGAUACAGAAAAGGAAUCAGAGGCAAAGUGGAGACAGACGCCAGCUACCCCCACCACCAGCACCAGUCAAUGAAGAGAGAAGAGGAGGGUUCCCACCCCUGCCCUCGCACCCAGGUGGAGACCAAGGGGGCCCAGCAGCUGGAUCACUGUCCCUGGGGAUGGGGACAGUGGACAUCCAGAACCCGGACAUCACGAGUUCACGAUACCGUGGGCUUCCGGUACCUGGCCCUGGCCCAGCUGAUAAGAAACGCUCAGGGAAGAAAAAGAUCAGAAAGGCUGAUAUUGGUGCACCUAGUGGAUUCAAACAUGUCAGCCACGUGGGGUGGGACCCCCAGAAUGGAUUUGACGUAAACAACCUGGACCCGGAUCUGCGGAGCCUGUUCUCUAGGGCGGGAAUCAGUGAGGCCCAGCUCACUGAUGCUGAGACCUCCAAACUUAUCUAUGACUUCAUUGAGGAUCAGGGCGGCCUGGAAGCUGUGCGGCAGGAGAUGAGGCGCCAGGAGCCGCUUCCACCACCCCCACCGCCAUCCCGAGGAGGGAACCAGCCCCCCCGGCCCCCAACUGUGGGGAGUAACAAGGGUCGUUCUGGUCCACUGCCCCCUGUACCUUUGGGAGGUGUGCCACCGCCACCACCACCAACUCCUCGGGGACCCCCACCUCCGGGCCGAGGGGGCCCUCCACCACCACCCCCUCCAGCCACAGGACGUUCUGGGCCACCACCCCCUCCGCUCCCUGGAGCUGGGGGUCCACCCAUGCCACCACCACCACCACCUCCACCACCACCACCACCACCCAGCUCUGGGGAUGUGCCAGUGCCUCCCCCAGUCCCUCCUACUCUGGGGCCUGUGGGGGGCCUGGCCCCUGUUGGUGGUCGGGGAGCCCUUUUGGAUCAAAUCCGGCAGGGAAUUCAGCUGAACAAGACCCCUGGUGCCUCGGAGAGUUCUGCGCUGCAGCCACCACCUCAGAGCUCCGAGGGGCUGGUGGGUGCCCUGAUGCACGUAAUGCAGAAGAGAAGCAAAGCCAUCCACUCCUCAGACGAAGGGGAGGACCAGGCCGGAGAUGAUGAAGAGGACGAUGAAUGGGACGACUAGGUCACCACCAUCCCCCCCUGUUCUGCACCUGAUCCCCUGGCAGCUGUUGCUUACGGCCUUCUUCUCUCUGCUUCCAGGGCCCCAAGGCCCAUUUCUUCUCUACCAACCCCCCCAAUGCUGUAAUCUCUGACUGACUCCCAGUCGCCUUAGCAAUAGCCCCUUUUUAUACAAAAUUUCUCAGUUCUCAGUCAAGGAUUUUAAAAUAAAAAUAAAAUAACUGUCUUUUUGUUUCUCUAAA
Messenger RNA from Myotis lucifugus (little brown bat), 1816 nucleotides. It is a transcript of the gene WAS, whose product is annotated as Wiskott-Aldrich syndrome. Lineage: Eukaryota; Metazoa; Chordata; Mammalia; Chiroptera; Vespertilionidae. The record is from RefSeq and is a predicted model, not a curated record. The transcript is spliced from 12 exons. Gene Ontology annotation, biological process: actin filament organization. Gene Ontology annotation, molecular function: actin binding. Bases 58 to 1578 code for a protein of 506 amino acids.